Messenger RNA from Echinops telfairi (small Madagascar hedgehog), 1943 nucleotides. RefSeq names its product aldehyde dehydrogenase 9 family member A1 (gene ALDH9A1). The transcript has 10 exons. The record is from RefSeq and is a predicted model, not a curated record. Gene Ontology annotation, molecular function: 4-trimethylammoniobutyraldehyde dehydrogenase (NAD+) activity; aminobutyraldehyde dehydrogenase (NAD+) activity. Lineage: Eukaryota; Metazoa; Chordata; Mammalia; Afrosoricida; Tenrecidae. The coding region runs from base 97 to 1371 and encodes 424 amino acids.
GUGAUCGCUACUUUCACGUGUUCAGGAGAAAAGGAAGUAGAUUUGGCUAUUCAAAGUGCAAAGGCUGCCUUUAAAAUAUGGAGUAGAAAAUCUGGCAUGGAGCGGGGCCGAAUCCUUUUGGAGGCUGCCAGGAUAAUAAGGGAACGGAAGGAUGAAAUUGCCACCGUGGAGACCAUCAACAAUGGCAAGUCUGUGUUUGAGGCCCGGUUGGACAUUGAGACCUCGUGGCAGUGCCUGGAGUAUUAUGCGGGCUUGGCUGGAUGCAUGGCUGGUGAACACAUCCAGCUCCCAGGAGGGUCCUUUGGCUAUACCAGGAGAGAACCUCUCGGGAUAUGUGUGGGCAUAGGCGCCUGGAACUACCCUUUUCAGAUUGCCAGUUGGAAGUCCGCUCCAGCUUUAGCUUGUGGUAACGCCAUGGUCUUCAAGCCAUCUCCCUUCACGCCCGUGUCCACGUUGCUGCUGGCUGAAAUCUACACUGAAGCCGGCGUGCCUCCAGGGCUCUUCAAUGUGGUGCAAGGAGGCGCUGCCACCGGCCAGUUUCUGUGCCAGCAUCCUGAUGUGGCCAAAGUGUCCUUCACUGGAAGCGUUCCCACUGGCGCAAAGAUCAUGGAAAUGUCGGCAAAAGGCAUCACACCUGUCACCUUGGAACUGGGAGGCAAAUCGCCGCUCAUCAUCUUCGCCGAUUGUGAUAUGGAGAAUGCCGUGAAGGGGGCGUUGAUGGCCAACUUCCUCACACAGGGCGAGGUUUGCUGUAAUGGCACAAGAGUAUUUGUACAAAAGGAAAUUCUUGGUAAAUUUACAGAGGAAGUGGUGAAACAGACCCAAAAGAUAAAAAUUGGAGAUCCUCUUCUGGAAGACACAAGGAUGGGUCCCCUCAUCAACCAAGCACAUCUGGAGCGCGUCCUAGGGUUUGUUAAACUGGCAAGGGAGCAGGGUGCGAAAGUGUUAUGUGGUGGAGACCUGUACGUGCCUGAAGAUCCCAAAUUAAAGGAUGGCUAUUACAUGAGACCUUGUGUAUUAACUAAUUGCAGCGAUGACAUGACCUGUGUGAAACAAGAGAUCUUUGGGCCCGUGAUGUCCGUUUUAUCGUUUGACACCGAAGCUGAGGUUCUGGAGAGAGCCAACGAUACCCCUUUUGGACUAGCAGCUGGCGUCUUUACCAGGGACGUCCAGCGGGCCCACCGGGUGGUGGCCGAGCUCCAGGCUGGAAUGUGCUUCAUCAACAACUACAACGUCAGCCCGGUGGAGCUGCCCUUUGGCGGAUAUAAGAAGUCAGGAUUUGGCAGAGAAAAUGGUCGGGUGACAAUGGAAUAUUAUUCGCAGCUGAAGACGGUGUGUGUGGAGAUGGGCGACGUGGAGUCUGCCUUCUGAAGCCUGUCUGUGGCCGUGUGCGCUGACGGGCGGGCGGGGCAGCGGAGCAUGCAGGGUGAUUCGAGGACGCUUCCGGCUGCUCUUCCCCGCGCACUCCUCUUCUGACUGAGAGGUGCCUGAGGGCCUUCUAGAUAUUAAUCAAGAGAGUAGUGAUUCUCUUCACCCCUAAAAUCUAUGAGAGCCAGCAACCUCCUCCUGGAGAACAGGGAAGGACGAGGUUGUACGUCUUCCUCGGCUGUGACCCAGCACCGAUGUGAAUCCUCUGGCUCCUUUGUAAGCUGGUGGGCUCCGGAGGGGGGUACCAGCCCACGGACUGUCCACUGAGGAAGCCGGCCGUAGGGGCAGAGUGGAGGCUUGGUGACAGAUGGGCCCCAGCCAGCGUGAAUGUCCGCUGGCCGCACGCGGUCAGCUCUGGGCUUCCCCUCUGCCGGGACGGAGGACGUCUCCCGCCAGCUCUCCACCUCCAGCUUGCUCUCCUGGCCACAGGGUGCCUUUCUUUAUAUGUGUCUAAUGUCUUUAUAUGCGGAUGUCAUACACUGAAAUGAAAAUAAACCACACCAUUCAUCCUUUCA